Messenger RNA from Salvia miltiorrhiza (redroot sage), 1023 nucleotides. Its product is annotated as auxin-binding protein T85-like. The record is from RefSeq and is a predicted model, not a curated record. Lineage: Eukaryota; Viridiplantae; Streptophyta; Magnoliopsida; Lamiales; Lamiaceae. The transcript has 5 exons. Bases 257 to 829 code for a protein of 190 amino acids. Gene Ontology annotation, molecular function: auxin binding.
CGAUUUGAAUAGGGCAUGUACUAUAACAUCAAUAUGAUCUUUUUCUUGGUAAUAUUAAUUUCUUCAUUGAUUUGAAUUUAGGCCGGAUUGUGAAAGUCGGCUCACAUUUAAUUGACCAAGUAUUAUUUGCAUUAAAAUGUAUACAUUGAAGCGGAUUGAUCGAUCCUUCAUUAAUCUAAGAUUAUAAAUUUAAUUUUCGUUUGCUUCUACACUCAGCUUGAAAAGAGAGACAAAUUUUGAUCAAACCGUCAAAAACAUGUCCCGCCGCCGAUGGUAUAUUUUCUUGUCUGCCCUUUUAUUGGCCGCCGCCCCGGCCCAGGCCUCGCGUCGUGCAGCCGACGGGUUACCCAUCGUGAGGAACAUCAGUGAGAUGGGAGAAGAUAGCUACGGUCUUCCUGGUUUGUCUCACAUCACCAUAGCUGGUUCAAUCAUGCACGGUUUUAAAGAGGUUGAAGUGUGGCAUCAAACACUUGGUCCAGGAGCAGGAACACCAAUCCACAGGCAUUCAUGUGAGGAAAUAUUUGUGGUUUUAGAGGGCAGUGGCACUCUUUAUCUUGCCUCUAAUUCACAUCUCAAACAUCCCGGCACCCCUCAACACUUGCCUUUUUCCUCAAACUCGACGUUUCACAUCCCGGUUGACAACGCCCAUCAGGUCGUCAACACAAACGAGCAUCAAGAUUUGAAGUUUCUAGUUGUCAUAAGUAGGCCGCCAAUGAAACUGUUCGUGUAUGACGACUGGUUCAUGCCACACACUGCUGCCAAAUUGCUAUCCCCUAUUUUUUGGGACCAAGGGAGUUAUCAGACACCUCAAGAGAACGAUGAGCUCUAAUAUUCCAAGGUCCAGCAUUCAACUGUAGCUAGUCUUGCAAGAAAUUUGAGCUUCUCUCAUUUCUACAAAUAUGUUUCAGUUUGGCAACUUUGCGUCCCCUUAUUAGGGUAGAGAUGCACAAGUUCAUGUGUAAUAAUCAGUUGAAAAUUGGCAUUCCUAUCAACUCAAAUAAAAUUUGACUGUGUUUUACAAAA